GAGCAAAUUAUUAUAUAGUCUCAUGCGAGAGACGAUGGCAGCAGGUGUUUAAUUACUCGUCUGAAACAUCCAUACGAUUCAGUCCGACGCGAGCUUUUCUCGGGUCCUGCCGUUCGUCCCUAUUUAAAAUUCUCAGUCACGCAGGUCAAUAGCAGUGCCAAAUAAUGGGAGUCAAGAAAAAAAUAAAGCAAAACAAACCCGUUGAAGCUGAAAUCGAUAAUGAACUGAGAGUACCUUAUUUUAAAAUUUUCCGAUAUGCGAAUUGCUUGGAGGUGCUGGCCACAACCAUGGGCCUCAUAUUCGGUUUCCUGAGCGGCGGUGGCAUUUGCUACAACCUGGCGCAAUUCGGAGAGCUCAGCACGUCCUUCGUGGAGAGGACGAAGUACCAAGAUCGACUGUCUAGCAAGUUGCCGCUAACAUCCUUAUUCGGAGGUGGUCGGAGAUUAGUAAACGCUUCCCAUCAAGAGAAUAUGGACGCUCUAGUAGAAGAUGGUAAAAGCAUGGCAAUCGGAAUGUUCCUAAGUAUAAUUAUCUCAAUGAUAUUCUGCGUGCUCUCCACUGCACUGAUUAGUUGGAGUGCGCUUAGACAGAUCAAAAGAAUCAGAAUACUUUUCCUGCAAUCAGUACUUCGCCAAGACAUGUCAUGGUAUGACACAGACUCGGGGUUCAAUUUGGCUUCGAAAAUGACCGAGAACAUGAUGAAGCUGAAGGAAGGGUUUGGAGAAAAGCUGUCAGUGGUGUCUAACCUAAUAGGCACGGGUGUGAUCUGCCUGGCAGUAUCUUUUCCUCUCGGCUGGGAAUUGACCUUAGCCUGCUGUACAGUUGUACCGUUCUCUAUUGCAGCAUCUGUUGUUCUUUCCAACUAUCAAACCAACUCUUCUAUUCGAGAAUUGGAUUCCUACAGUCAAGCAGGGAAACAAGCUGAAGAAGUCCUGAAAUCAGUUCGAACCGUGGUGGCUUUCGGUGGUGAAAAUAAAGAAAUCGAGAAGUAUAGAAAACUAUUGGAGCCAGCCGAACAGUAUGGACGAAAAAGGGGAAUAUACACAGGUCUCGGCACGGGUUUCAACUGGAUCCUGACAUACUCCCUGAAUGCCAUAGGACUGGCUUACGGGACGAGACUCGUUUUUGAGAACUUCGACAAGAGCGAUGUUGAAAAGAAAUAUGUCGUGGGCACUGUGUUUACUAUUAUGUUUAGCGUGUACAUGGCAACUCAGUCAAUAACGUUCUGCGUGCCGCACUUCGAGACGUUCGCCGCAGCCCGGGGCGCCGCCGCCACCGUGUUCCAGCUGAUCGAGCGAGAGCCGGUCAUCAACAGCCUGUCCAAGUCGGGCACGUCUCCGAGGCGCGUCAUCGGCGAGAUAACACUAGACAACGUGUACUUCAGCUAUCCGUCCCGACCCGACGUCAAGAUUUUGAAAGGACUGUCGCUACAUAUCAAGCCUGGAGAGUGCGUGGCCUUAGUUGGUUCUUCUGGUUGCGGCAAAAGUACUGUUUUACAACUCUUGCAACGAUUGUAUGACCCACACUCGGGAGAAGUGAAACUAGAUAGAAAGGAUUUGAAGAAUCUCAAUUUGGGGUGGCUUAGGUCUUCGUUAGGUGUAGUAGGACAGGAACCAGUGUUAUUCCAUGGAACAAUUCAUGAUAACAUCAGCAUUGGAUGUCCUGAAGCAACUAGAGAAGAAAUCCAAAGGGUUGCUGACAUGGCAUAUGCGCAUGAGUUUAUCAUAAAUCUACCAAACGGCUAUGACACAGUUAUCGGUGAACGCGGAGCGUCACUUUCAGGCGGUCAGAAACAACGUAUUGCAAUUGCCAGGUCUUUGUUGAGAGAACCGGCUGUUUUAUUAUUGGACGAAGCCACUUCUGCGCUCGAUCCCCACUCAGAGAAAAAAGUUCAGGCCGCAUUAGACAGGGCUAGUCUCGGCCGAACCACUGUUACUGUAUCUCACAGGUUGUCAACAAUCGUCAAUGCUGAUAGAAUUGUUUGUAUGGAUCAAGGUCAAAUCGUUGAACAAGGAACGCAUGCUGAACUAAUGAAGUUGAAAGGAUUUUAUUACAAACUUGUGACUACUGGAAAUGAGAAUCAUGAACCGGAUGUUAUUGAAACAUUGCCUGAAGAAACAACAGCGGAAGAGGAAACCAAUGAAUUGACACUCGCACCCAGACACGAUGUGAAGAGAAGAUCCAACAGAAAAAUAUACAGGCAUCAUUCGUUGAAAAGAGAUUCUCAUGACUGGAUGACACCACGUGGAUCUAUUAGCUCUGUAAUGUCAACCGGCUUACAGAAUUUUGUGUACAACGCUGAUAUUGAAUCGGAAAAUGAGAAUGAAGAUGAUGAGGAAGUAAAACCUGUGAGUGAUUGGGAACUGCUGAAAUUAAAUGCACCUGAAUGGCCGCUCAUAGUUAUAGGAUCACUAGCCGCCUUCAUUCAAGGAGCGUGUUUCCCUGUAUUUGCGCUCUUAUUCGGUUAUGCUUCUGGCGUAUUCGUGUUGCCCAAUCGUGAUGAAAUCAUUUACUGGGCGGACUUCUACUCUGGAAUGUUCGUGGUGGUCGCAGCAGUCGCCGGCGUCACAAUGUUCUUGCAGAGUACCACGUUCACCAACGCGGGGCUGAAAAUGACCUCCAGGUUGAGACACCACUACUUCUCAGCGCUGUUGAGACAAGAAAUUGGGUACUUUGACAAAGAGAGUAACGCAGUUGGAGCUCUUUGCUCGCGAUUGAGUGGUGAUACAGCAGAAGUACAAGGCGCCACUGGCCUGAGGAUAGGACUCAUUCUUCAGGGCCUCAGCUCCGUGGUGGUCGGGUUCAUCAUGGCUAUCUCCUAUAAUUGGAAACUUACCCUUGUUGCCACAGCGUUCUUGCCACUUAUGGUAGGCAGUAUUUGGUUAGAAGGGAUAAUCUCGCAGAAGUCUCAGUCUGAUGAACGCGAGGCUAUGGAGCUGGCCACCACUGUCGCCACAGAAGCAGUCGUCAGCAUCAGAACUGUGCAAAGUUUAGGCGUAGAGAUCUUGUUCUUGGAGAAGUUCAAGGUGGCUCUAGAACAAUCAUGCAAAGCUGUGGCGAAGAAGACUAGGUUCCGAGGAUUGGUGCUGGGCUUAGGCGUCUACGUGCCCUUCCUCUCUUACUGCAGCGCCACUGUGUACGGCACCUGGCUCGUCGCCAGGGAGAACUUAGACUACAAAAUUGUAUUGUUAGUCAAUGAAGCCGUGAUGUACGGCGCUUACAUGUUAGGUCAGUCUUUGGUAUACGCACCGAGCUUUAACUCUGCCAAAGCGUGCGGAGCAAAGAUACUGGCAGUGAUCAACAGACAACCUAAAGUAAGAACUGAAGACGGAGUCAAGGAUAAACGGGAUUGGAGUACAACUGGCAACUUCAGUAUCAAGGAGGUGGAAUUCAGCUACCCCACCCGUCCCAACCAACGGGUUCUCAGAGGCGUCGACUUGAAAGUGGAAGCCGGCAAGACAGUAGCUUUAGUGGGCUCCUCUGGAUGCGGGAAGUCGACUAUACUGCAGCUGCUGCAGAGGUUUUACGACCCUGACACCGGCAAUAUUGAGCUCGACGGCGUGGAAACACGACAGGGGAUGACUGUACCGCGGCUGCGUCGCCAGUUGGGCGUGGUGCAGCAGGAGCCAGUGCUAUUCGACCGCACGCUUGCCGAGAACAUUGCGUACGGGGAUAACAAUCGCAAGGUCACCAUGCACGAGGUCGUCGCCGCAGCGAAGGCGGCCAAUAUACAUAACUUCAUCGUCUCCCUACCAAAGGGUUAUGACACGAACCUCGGGUCGAGCGGCGCCCAGCUGUCAGGCGGUCAGAAGCAGCGUGUUUGCAUCGCGCGCGCACUCAUCCGGUGCCCGCGCCUCUUGCUGCUCGAUGAGGCUACGUCAGCCCUCGACGCUAACAGCGAGCGGGCUGUUACUGAAGCAUUAGAGAAGGCAGCUAAGGGACGCACCUGCAUAACAAUCGCACAUCGGCUCUCAACGAUCAAGAAUGCCGAUCUAAUCUGUGUCAUGGAUAAAGGUAAAAUUGUCGAGAAAGGCAACCAUGCCGAGCUGAUGAGUCAGAAAGGACAUUACUGGAGAAUGUGCAAAGGGCAGAAUGUAGCUUAAAGGAUCACAUAAGCAUAAAGCCGAACUACUACUACUACUCAACGAUAUUAAAACCGAAGGUGUUGAUGCUAAUACAACUUGGAACUCUUAUUAAUUUUACGAUUUCCAAGAGACUCCUUUGAAUCUUAUUUACAAGUUCGGAAUUGUAUCCCAUAUUCUGCUGUUAGACAAGAUAGUUAACGAGUUGGGUAUUGUUUGUUUUUUAAUCAUAGGUAACGUAAUCAUAGAUAUUUUAUUACAUAGUAUUGUUAUGUAACAAAUUAAUGUAAGAGGAGAUUGUUGUGAAACGAUUGUUGUAACGUGUACGUUGAAUAAAGAGAUAAUUUUCAAUUUUUUCAUAAUCUUAUAUUUCUUCAUUCUAGGACAACCUUUCGUACGAAUGCAGCAUUUAUUACAAAUUACAAAUUCACUUCACAAUAUCACUUCGCAACUUCCACAUUUGGCAUUAUACCCUGUACCCUUUCACAUCGGAAUUACUACUAAAUCGUUAAAUGGGAGCAAAAUAUAUAUCUUAUUAUAACGCUAUCAAACACGUACACUUUUGUUAUGUUGUGAUAUAAAUGGAAAACCCAAAUACACAUCAAUGUCAAAAUAUACCAAAGCGUACGUCCGUUCUCUUAACGCUAUACAUAUAGAUAGUUAUCUUAAUCGCAAAUAUUUACAACAAGCAAUAUUAUCAUCCAAAUGUAAUACAAAAUUAUGAUGAUAAUGC
Messenger RNA from Chilo suppressalis (striped riceborer), 4815 nucleotides. The record is from the annotation of a GenBank genome assembly. NCBI's taxonomy places the organism in Eukaryota, Metazoa, Arthropoda, Insecta, Lepidoptera, Crambidae.